ACUGCUACCAUUGUACACCGUACGAACACAAUACAGCACAUCUUAACAGCAAGCACUAUACGCAACCCUAUAACAUACACACUCACAUACAGCUUAUACAUAUAACACACAUCUAUACACUGGUUCUCUUUAUCUUAAAAAAACACUAGCCAUGUUGUUCUGGCCAAAGCUAUUGAGCAUCGCCCAUGCCAUUGCUUCCAGUGUCCGACCGUACCUGUCUUUAUACCUCUCUCAUUUACUCGGCUUCUCAUGCAGCGACAUUGGAAUUUUGCUGGCAGUUCCACUCGCGUGUCGCGUAUUUUCGUUAGGUCUAUGGACAGUGCUUGUCAUUGAUCAACGACCGAUGCUCCACGGAUUCUUCAUGGCGCUGUUAACAGCAGUUGGAACAGCCGCGCUGGUGCUUAUUCUUUGGAUUCCGCCCCAUGCGAAAUUCGCCUGGUCAGCUGCCCUUGUCUGUAUGUUCCUCGAUGGAAUCUUUUAUCAGCCCCUCACGGUACUCAUCGACAGUGCCAUCAUUAAAAUACUGGGGGACUAUAAAAUGCUAUUCUAUGGUAUAUAUCAAAUUCGUAGAAGAAGAAUCAGCAGCAAACAGCAGUACUACUAGUAUUGUUAGUCAGUAAUGCCCUUGGUCUAUACAGAAUACCCGAAACCAUUAGAAGCAAACGUGAGGAUGUGUGUUUUGGUGGGAGAGGGGGGGAAGAGGGAACAAACUACGAUGAACU
Molecule: messenger RNA, 722 nt
Organism: Zychaea mexicana
Lineage: Eukaryota; Fungi; Mucoromycota; Mucoromycetes; Mucorales; Lichtheimiaceae
Exons: 1
Coding region: 152-604 (150 amino acids)
Source: RefSeq, a predicted model, not a curated record